Molecule: messenger RNA, 504 nt
Organism: Bipolaris victoriae FI3
Lineage: Eukaryota; Fungi; Ascomycota; Dothideomycetes; Pleosporales; Pleosporaceae
Exons: 1
Coding region: 1-504 (167 amino acids)
Source: RefSeq, a predicted model, not a curated record
AUGUAUUCUCAUCACCUUUCUCAGCCUCAGCUGAACCCUCUAAAUUCUAUCCUCAGUGCUGUCUUUAGCCCAUAUUCUAUAGCCCCAGAAUCCCACUGUAAUCUCAUAUAUAUAAAUAAUGCCUUAUUUACAGUAACCACAAACAUUCGCACAAACAUUCUCAAAGACAUUAAACACGCUUUCACAGCUUUCGACACCAUGAGAUUCAACAUUUUGCCAAUGAUCGCUAUCGCGGCAACUUUACCAAGUGUUUCUUUAUCUGCCCCGACGACUGAUUCUAUUGGCAUCUUUCCCCGCGACAACACCGCUGCUAUAAUUGGUACCUGGGAUGACCAGAAAUGUGGCAUCUCGAAAGUAGAUGACAGCGUCGCUAUCCCUGAUGACCGCCCCACCGGUAAUUGCAAGGAGUUGCGUGGGAACAGUAUGCAGGUCUUCUGGGUCAAGAAGGGGUGCGUAGGUACGUAUAUUGACCCGCUCCCAAAGCGCCACAAAUGGACAAUUUAA